GGGCAACGCCUCACAGCACCGGGAAUCUCUCUCUAUCUCCAUCUUGCUCACCCCCCACCCCGCCUUUCCUCUGUGUCUGAAGCGUAAAAAAGCAAAGGACUCUCAUCUCCCAUUCAGUCCUCUCUGUACGCUGAGGAGUGCCCUCAUAUUGAAAACACCUUUUUUCCCACCAAAUGCUUCAAUUUCACCUUUAUUUUUACCAAUUUUUACUUCUUUACCUGCUGCCAAAGGAUGAUUUGAUGACCAAAAGUGACAUUUUUUUCUGUUGACCUGCUGGGAGCCUGCAUCUUUUACAGGAGUCAUCUUUGUUCUAGUGCUCACAGUUGCUGACUGUACACUGGCAGUGGGGAAAUAGGUUAGUGUGCCUAUCUGGUGCUGGGCAGGAGGGCUGAUUGAACGUUCAGUCCGCCAGAGGAGGUAAAGAGGAGGGAGAUGCCUUCCUGGUGGUAGCCUUCUGUAGCUCUGCGACCAUUCGAGGAGAAGGUGACUAGAAUGCUCCCGCUGAACUCCAACCUCUAGCGGAAGUAUCAGCGACGGGAUUUCAGGGGAGACAAAGGAGGGGAAAAAAAGCAACUGAGGCAACAGACAGACAUUUGUUUUCAGUUUCUGGAGUCACUGAACAGGGUUGACCUGUGUGCACCUGCUGUCCGCAGACACCAUGGAUAUCAACCUUCAGUCUCACCGAUUUUACUUCCCGCAGAUCUACUGUGCUGAACCGGGGGCACAGCCACAGCUCACUGAGUUCAAAGUCAGUGAGCAGAGUAUCUGCCAGGCGCGGGCCUCUGUCAUGGUCUACGAUGACACUAGCAAGAAGUGGGUGCCCAUCAAGCCUGGCCAGCAGGGAUUCAGCCGCAUCAACAUCUACCACAACACUGCCAACAAUACCUUCAGAGUGGUGGGAGUCAAACUGCAGGACCAGCAGGUGGUCAUCAACUACUCAAUAGUGAAGGGUCUCAAGUACAACCAGGCCACACCAACCUUCCACCAGUGGAGGGACGCCAGGCAGGUCUAUGGGCUCAACUUCGCCAGCAAGGAGGAGGCCACCACCUUCUCCAAUGCUAUGCUCUUUGCCCUAAAUGUCCUCAGUGCUCAGGAUGGAGGUCCAGCUCUCCAGCGCCAAGUCCAGAAUGGACCGACUUCAGAUGAGAUAGAAGCUCAGAGAGCAAGGCAAAUGAUGGAGCAACAGCAGCAGCAGAUGCAGGCGCACAUGGAGCGGGAGCGACGGUCCUCCAACUCAGGUUCUCCUUUCCAAGGCCAUCCUGCUGUGCUCUCCGUUGCCCCACCAGUAGUACCUCCACCGGUGAACAUGGGCGGCCCACCUCCUCCUCCACCACCGCCAGGCCCGCCGCCACCGUCAGCAGGGGCGCCGCAACCUCCUCUCCCUCCUCCACUGCCCUUAGGCGGAGGAAGCCACGGGGAUGAGCCCUCUGCGCCGACAGGUCUUGCGGCUAUGAUUGCUGGAGCCAAACUACGCCGUGUUCAAAGACCUGAUGACAGCUCUUCAGGUGCCAAAAAUGAAGCUAACCGAACAAGUGGGGGGAGUGGAGGACUGAUGGAGGAGAUGAAUGCUCUGUUGGCACGAAGAAGGAAAGCAGCUUCAGAGAAGCCCGAGGACAGCCAAAAUGAUGACCCAAAUUCUCCGUCGCCCAGCACUCGGAGUGGACAGAACGCAACGGACGGAGCAAAGAAGCCCUGGGACCGAGCAAACUCUGCAGACAGGGCAAUGGCUUCGAGAGCACGACCUGCGGGGAGUGGUGGCGACACAGACUCGUUAGACCUCGAUAGAAUGAAACAGGAAAUAUUGGAAGAGGUGUUUCGUGAAUUGCACAAAGUGAAGGAUGAAAUCAUCGAUGCCAUUAGACAUGAACUCAGUCGAGUUAGCACAACAUAAUCUCUCAGAGCGACCCCCCCCCCCUCCCAGACGUGAGCCACCUUUUUUUCAAACCAUUGCUCCUGCAGCAGCUGCUGGGGCCCUAAAGAAGAAGAAGAGGAGAAGGAGGCGGA
Pelmatolapia mariae (spotted tilapia) is the source of this 2004-nucleotide messenger RNA. It is a transcript of the gene evlb, whose product is annotated as Enah/Vasp-like b. The transcript has 13 exons. The record is from RefSeq and is a predicted model, not a curated record. Lineage: Eukaryota; Metazoa; Chordata; Actinopteri; Cichliformes; Cichlidae. Gene Ontology annotation, biological process: protein homotetramerization; positive regulation of actin filament polymerization; actin polymerization or depolymerization. Gene Ontology annotation, molecular function: actin binding; SH3 domain binding; profilin binding. Bases 659 to 1891 code for a protein of 410 amino acids. Gene Ontology annotation, cellular component: cytoskeleton.